GACACGCUUGGGAGCCUUUUCGCCUUCGCCAUCAGAAGUGAUGUAUCAAACUGUCAAACCUGUAAAGAGAUACGAGACAAGAUGGUUCGAUUAAUUUUUGGACGUAGUCGACUAAAGCCAAAGUGGGGUUUGGCUUGAGAAUCAGAUUGGUUUUGAUGUCAGACUCGUGUAUAGGGUGACAUGUGUUUUCCCGCUCCCGAUGAGAAAGUCGCGGGCACUCAUAAAGUUCACAGAGCUCCAAAUGAGAUGUUUUUUAGUGCAAAUUGUUGCUGGGGUGGAGAGCUAUUAUUGGGACAAAAGAUGUCUGUUCAGCCCUUUCCACAGCUGCUCACCACACAUCCAUGCAGACGCACUCACCAUCUAUUCUCUCACAGCUGUAUGUGCUAAACGGUAAACAGAUCCGUCCAGGGUUCGCUGCUCCCGGCCGGCUCUUCCCACAUUCAAGUUGUCCGCACCAGUGACAUUCUACAAUCUUUGAAGUUUGGCUCAGAGUUGUUUAAUACGAGCGGAUAGAUGGAUGACACGUGAAUAAGCCCUCCAAAGGCAGGGCGUGGAAAAUCUACGACCCCUGGGCUUUAUACGGCCCGCCAGAGUAUUUGAUCCGGCCUACCAUGCAAUUCUAAAAACAAAUACAACCCAAGAGGAACUUUUGGGAAGAACUGAAAUGGUUCUUGAUAGGAAAAUGUUUCCCCGCCCUUGUCCUAGAGGGAGCUGUGGUCUAUUUUAGUAGAAAACCUUUUAGAUUCCCUUGGCAGCUGUGUUGUUGCUUUUGGGAUAAACAAAGAUGGAAAUACCAACAUGACUGUGUUCAUAUCUUUGGUUCAGUGGCUCUCAAAGGAGACUUUGAGAGUGGCCAGAUACAAGGAAGGCCGAGUAAUAAUAAAAGACUAAUGUCAUCCCCGGGACUGAUGGAGGAGGAGUCCUCCCACGCAACCUCACCUUGCUUUUCUCAGCAGGAAACUGAUUUUUUUUUUUUUUUCCUCCCCCCAUGGUAUCUGGUAUGUACACUGCAAUGAAUCAGUCUGUUGGUUGACAUCAGCUGUCUGUAGAUUGUGAAAGAGGCUCUCUGUUCAUUGACCCUGAGGCUCUGCGUUUUAACAUGAGCUUCCUGGCAACCGGUGACUAUGCGGAUGCUUAACUAGGACAGUAGGGAAGUGAACAUUGUUGGGUUUAAUCUAGAUAAAGGUAAGCUUUCAUACACUGCUUUGGAGAGUGGACCCUGUGCUCCGUUUGAAGCACUUAAGCAGACAAAAGGAAACUUUAGCAACGCAAAAGAGCUGUUUCUCGUUGGUGAUGCCAACUCACCAUGAAGGAGUCGCUCGCUGCAAGUUCUAACUCAGUUCCCUCUAAGGUAGUUUAGGCGGUACAAAAUGUUCUCCAGUGUAAAAUACGCUCAGCAUGCCAUCCAUUUUACGUCACCAUUGUUUUGUUGUUAAGGGUUUAAAGUAGUAGUAGUAGAUUAUUACUGCUGGUACUUUUUAUUUCUAACCUAGCCUGGGGAAUAGAUUGAUUUAAUUAUCCACCUAUGGUCUCUUCAGAUAAGAGUUCAAGGUGUUCCUUUAUUGCGCUUAUAACUCAAACUCUAACUCAACAUCAUAUUUCAAGCCCUAAGCUAUCUCUUUACAUUGAAAUGAAUGGGAAAGACAAUAAUCUGUUCCAAGAAGAAACUAAAUUGCUGACAAAAAAAUAUCUGAAAGACUGAAUUUGUGAAAUAGUGAACUACAAACAAGAGUAGUUAUUCUAUAUAUAGAAUAUAUUGACAAUCAUAUCUAACUUAGCUUGUGCGGUUUGUUCCAAUUUUUAUUUUUAUUUAUUAUGAUACACAAACACUGGCUCAGAAGCUUUAUAAUAACCAUUUAAUGAGAGAAUUUUCGGUUGGUUGAUUAACUUGUGUAUGCCGUCAAGACAAGUACCUUUCCGUGAGUCCUGCUUGUCAAAUUGCAAAUAAUGAAAGACUUGUGAAUGUCGUGUCCUUGGUGCACUCCAAGCACUCGUCAUCACUGAGAUGAGUUGCAGUGUUGUCGUAGUCGAGUCUAGUGGCUUAUUGUGGGCAGCCGAAGAGGCCGGUUGCCGUGAUACAACGUUCGCUGGAGACCGCAGGAAUGUGCUCAUUCUCUCUCCCGUUUUUGCUCCUAACCGUCUUCCCUAUUGCUUCCUUUUUGUGUUUCUCGCUUUCAUUCGACACUUUCCUUCCCGGACCCCGGCGGUCCGGACACAGACACGACAGUGUGCCGCUGCGGCAGAGGCCAAACAACGACGACGGAAGCGAUGCAUGUGGCGAGCGAGAGGAGAAAGCAGAGCAGGGCUUGCCACACUAAUGAGGCAACAAGACAGAUUGGAGGGUCGUGUUCAGAACAUCGAUGAGCACAUUACCAAGCUGGAGUCCGACAAGACGCUGAUGAAGGAUGCCGUUUCAGACCUGAAGGAGCGAGUCCGGGACCGGUACCAGAGGAUGCACAGCUUGCUGGAAGCCAAACAGUGCGAAAGUAUUCAGAUGCUAGAGAGAACAUACAGAACAUACAGGAGGAAAAACUCCCAACAGGUUUUGCAGCUCAACGAGAGACGGCAGCAAGCGGAGAAACUCCUGAGCUCAGUGCAAGCCUUCUUUCAAAGAGCCGCCGACAUCAACUUUAUGAAGAACACAAAACCUUACCAACUACUAAUUGACAGAUCCAAUUUGCAGCUGAGCAGUUCUGUCCCACCACUCCUUGUGGGCCAAAUUAGCGCUCAUCAUUUCUUCUCGGGCCUAUCAACAGAGGAGAAGAAUCUGCGCAAAAUACUAGAAGAACCCAUCAAUGACGCUUCUAUCCUUGAGGUAGUCCAGACACACUCAAGCUCUCUUGGCGCUCGCUCAGGACUCAAAAAGAGGAAAUAUGGCAUGGCUUUCCUGGAGAGUGCUACAGAAAACUCCACUUCCCAGCACCCCCCGCCUUUUCUCUACACAAACAAAAUGCCUCUCCUGACUGAACCCAGCCAGCGUGACUCAAAUAUGUUCUCUGACGUUCUGGGCCAGAAUGCUCAUUCCGGUCAAGGCCACAGUCACUUCCUGGACACCUCAAACCAUCAUGUGAUGGGCCAACACCCGGGAGCCAUUUUCUCGUCGCAUCUACGCGGAGGGGGCGUGUCCCAGCAGGCUGUGUAUGAAGGGAGGAAAGUCCUGAUGUGCUCGCGGCCUGCAACCGCUCGACCACUUUACCCGACGCACGACUCAUUCGCCCCUAUUAAUUCUCAGGAGUAUGGCCCCAUACCUGGCAGCCAGCCCUUACAGCAUUUACCCAUGAGAGGACUGAUAGAAGCCUCGCAGGCAUCCAGGGGCCCUGACUAUUUUGGCUUGUACAGUCAAUCUGCAAGCAAGCAUUAUGGAACCAAGUAACAAUAUGGUAGAAUCCUCAUCAAGAAUGUAAUGCUCUGUGACUGGCUUGCGACCAGUUCAGGGCAUCCAUCUGCUGCCAUUCUCCCAGUCAGCUGGGAUAGGCUCCAGCUCACCCACAACCCCAAUGAUGAUAAAAAUGGUACCAAAAUGGCUGUACAGUAGGGAGUACGUUUUGAUACAGUACAGUUGUAUUGGAUCUAAUUGUCCAAGUGUACCUAAUAAAGGGUCCCAUUAGUCAUGAUCACAUCAAUUUUAAAGCAAGAUUGGCACUUAUGAGACAUUAUUUUAGAACAUCUCUUUGGGUCCUUUAAACAGCUGUAAUUUCUUUUACUGUCAACUCACCGUGACAUCAUAUAGUGGAUAAUACAGUUGGGUCUCGAAUCAAUGCAGUCAGUUGAGGGUAUGUUAUAUAUUUGAAAAGAAAAUCCACAGUGAACUGACCAGACAUCAGUGCCUAAGAAGACUAAUAAUAUGCUCUUAUUUUGUUGUGUCAUUUCCGGUUAGCUGCUGAAAGCAUGCAAGAAAGCUAUUAUGCACUCCAAAGUCAAUGUGGCUUGGAACAAAAUACCGGAAGACGGAUGCUUGUGAGGAUUUUAAUACAUUUGUAAAGGUUACAAGAAACCAGAAUCAGUGGAAAUGCCAAAUAAACUUCUACUGUGGA
This is a messenger RNA of Syngnathus typhle (broad-nosed pipefish), 4034 nucleotides long. RefSeq names its product tripartite motif containing 8a (gene trim8a). The record is from RefSeq and is a predicted model, not a curated record. The transcript is spliced from 6 exons. The coding region runs from base 2006 to 3373 and encodes 455 amino acids. Lineage: Eukaryota; Metazoa; Chordata; Actinopteri; Syngnathiformes; Syngnathidae.